UCCUUCUAAUAUAUUCAUUCUCUCGUCCUCCAUGAUAUAUAAUAUGUAUAUAUAAAUAAAGCUAAAGACAACAAAUAGCUCUAGGCCUUCAUUUCUUUGUUUUAGUAAAUUCAAAGAUGUCGGAAACCUCGUUUAGAAAACGGCCACGGUCACGGGCACCUACAAUGACAAGAACUAAGAGCAUAAAAGAGAUGUCUCCGGUGAAACCAUCUCAUGAGAUUGAAGAUUGUAAAACAUGCAGGAUCUCCAUCGGUAUCUCCACAGCUCCAUUAGGGUUGCAGUCACUGCAUGAAGCUUGCCAAAAGGCAGAGGUUAGUGGAGACAAGGCACUUGGUUUCUUGCACUCCUGUGGCAUGUGUAGACGGCUUCUUGGAUCUGGAAGAGAUAUUUAUAUUUACAGAGGGGACAGCGCAUUCUGCAGUCAAGAAUGUAGAGAACAGCAUAUAAAAAAGGAAUCUCUCAAAGGAAGCUCUACUCCACUCCAAUAGACACAGAAAGCGAUAGAUUUCCUGUGGACUUUGUUUGAGCCCUACCUUUCUGCCAAAGUUGUAUUUUCAUUCCAUUGUUUCUUAUCAAUGAAGCGUGAGAGGGGUAUGAUUUUAAGAAAUUUCAAGAGCUCAAUUAUGUAACUAAGGCAUAACUAGUGCAAGUGUUUAGCAUGGCCAAAGAGCUUUGAUCAAGCGGCAUUCACCUACUAUGUAAGUUUCGGUUUGCAAAAUUUCCAUUACCCAGGUUAUAAACACACCUGAGAAAAUGGUGCCAAAAAGUUACUAA
Molecule: messenger RNA, 774 nt
Organism: Dioscorea cayenensis subsp. rotundata (Guinea yam)
Lineage: Eukaryota; Viridiplantae; Streptophyta; Magnoliopsida; Dioscoreales; Dioscoreaceae
Product: FCS-Like Zinc finger 7-like
Exons: 2
Coding region: 117-488 (123 amino acids)
Source: RefSeq, a predicted model, not a curated record